AUGCUUAUUGUCCACGCCUCAAGCUCUUGCGAUAUCUGUCUGGAUGCCUAUGAUUGGGACACCCCAACACAGAUGCCUCACGCUAUACCCUGCGGCCAUAUCUUCUGUAAAACUUGCCCCUUUUGCCGCAACCAAUUCGUCGCUAAUCGUAUCGUAAAGCUGCACGUCGAUCGUCCAGCAACGUUAGAGCAGGGUGUGGAAGAUAUUGAGCUGCUGCAGAGGCUUGGUGCAGAGGAAGCGAAACGUCAGGUCGAGCUUGAAGCUGCCCUGGUACAGAGCAAGCAACGCGAGCGGGCACUACGGGGGUCACUGGAAAGGGCACGACGGUUGCGAAAACAGCGUGAGGAAGAGGCCGAAGCUCGCAAACAGCGCGAGAAAGAGGCAGAAGCUCGCAAACAGCGUGAAAAAGAGGCAGAAGCUCGCAAACAGCGCGAGGAAGAGGCAGAAGCUCGCAAACAGCGCAAGGAAGAGGCAGAAGCUCGCAAACAGCGCAAGGAAGAGGCAGAAGCUCGCAAACAGCGCAAGAAAGAGGCAAAAGCUCCCAAACAGCGCGAGAAAGAGGCUGAAGCUCGUAAACAACAACCCCCCGCCGUAUACGUUGGUCUUACUACGAUCCAAGCGCUACAAUUUGUGGUUUUCGCGCAUUCUAAUGCAUUAACGUUGAAUCUUGAUCACGGGACUCAAUUUAGAGCCGCUCAACGAUGCUCAAGGAACGAGCUGCCUCGUGCUCUAGAACCAGGCCUUUUGUGCACGAGAACAACAAACAUAUCCAUUAGGCUCAAACCUCACGUUGAGCACGCCGACAACGACAAACUCUUCACAUCCUACUGGCAUCAAUGCUCAUUAUGCCCCACGCUAUACCCUGUGGCCAUAUCUUCUGUAAAACGUUGGUCUUACUCCAAUCCAAGGGCUACAGUUCCUGGUUUACGUGCAUUCUUAUGCAAUAACAGCUGCCUAACGUCGAUGGGGUCAAGUUGCCCCUUUUGCCGCAAGCCAUUCGUCGCUAAUCGCAUCGUAAAGCUGCACAUCGAUCGUCCAACGUCGGAGCAGGCUAUAGUAGAUGUUGAGCUGCUGCGAAGGCUUGAUGCAGAGGAAGAGAAACGUCAGGCCGAGCUUGAAUCUGCUAUGGAACAGAGUAAGCAACGCAAGCGGGCACUACGGGAAUCUUUGGAAAGGGCGCAACUGUUGCAAAAAAAGCGCGAGGAAGAGGUUGAAGCUCUCAAACAACAACCCCCUACUGUGGCAGGAAAAACUGCUUCUGGUGUUGUACCUAGUCCAAGGGAGACUCGGGUCGAUGAGGUGGAUCAGCUUCGCGGGGAAUCUUCAACCCAACGGAGGGGGGGAUAUUCGAGGUUCCCAAGGUGGGCACCCCGGAGCUCUGCUGCGCCAUCGUCGACCCAAUUUGGGCGGGGAGAAGUUGGAGGAGGUGGGGGGGCAGAAGCUGCAUGGCGGAACGGUUGGCAAGUCAGUUCGUCUUCUAAUUCGGAUGCAAGUUCGGAAGACGAGUCUUUCUGA
This is a messenger RNA of Laccaria bicolor S238N-H82, 1515 nucleotides long. RefSeq lists its product as uncharacterized. The coding region runs from base 1 to 1515 and encodes 504 amino acids. The record is from RefSeq and is a predicted model, not a curated record. The transcript has 5 exons. NCBI's taxonomy places the organism in Eukaryota, Fungi, Basidiomycota, Agaricomycetes, Agaricales, Hydnangiaceae.